Psylliodes chrysocephalus is the source of this 905-nucleotide messenger RNA. The record is from the annotation of a GenBank genome assembly. NCBI's taxonomy places the organism in Eukaryota, Metazoa, Arthropoda, Insecta, Coleoptera, Chrysomelidae.
CCGCCUGUUUUGCCGAAUGUUGUUCAUUUGUUACGCGAGUUUCACCGCGAAUCAGCACGUACUAGAAUGCGCGAAUUUUCCUUUUAAAAUAGCAUAAAUAAUGAAGUUUUUAACAUUGUGAUAAAGGUGUCAAUGGAUUAUUAAAUGUUUUGUUAAAGAUGAGAGCGAAAAUAUUGUGAAGGUUUAAAAAAAAGCUCCGCCAAAAAUUUGGACUACUCCGAAAUCUACACUAAUAGUGAUACCUGACAUCUAUGAUGUUUUAACCACCGUUUAAUACCCAAAAAAUGCAAACAACCAAGUGGUCUCAACUCAAAAUCGAAAAAAACAUUUCCGAAAACUAUCCAGCACGUUCUUUAGACAGUUUAGCAAACUCUUCGAAUCCUUCAGAAAGCAUUAGCGAUGAUUCGCACGACUCGGACUCCGGAGCAGAUACAAAAAACUCAUUUUCCGUUAAAUGUGAAGUCUACCAACAACAAAAUGGUAAAAAUUAUCAGAAACCCGAAAAAAUAUACGGAUAUGCCAGCAGUAAUAAAAGCGAAGAAAAUCGAUCGGAGCCGAAUUCGGGAAGAAUGGAGACCAUUCCCGAGGAAAUAGAAACCAAGGUAUCGGUGAAAGCGAUUUUAGCCAGGUUUGAAAAUUUAAACGGGAAGAGCGAUAAGGACUAUGUUAGUGUAAUCGCUAGUGCAAAUAAAAUUAAGGAGGCGUCAAGUGGUAGUGAAAGUGUAUCAGGAAGUUCUGUGCAGAGUAGUAUUAAUAGCAACGUUAAUAAUAGUACCGAUAAAGCACCUAACGUGCAUAGUGAUGAUAGCAGUGAUGUAGUCGAUGAAAACAAACAGGAUUUUGACAUCCAAAUUGAGUGUGAUGUAAAAAUGAUUAGUACGCUUAGUUACAUAAUUGUUAAGUAG